GAUAUGGGUAUGGAUGAUAAACCGAUGAAGGAAGGGAAGGAGAGGUUGGGUGGGGGACAAGGCGGUAGUGGUGUUACUGGUGUACAAGAAGAAGCAAACCAAGAAGAAGCAAAGAGCCCGUUUUACGUCUCCCUCCAGCGUUCCCCUAUGUCGAUACGAACUCCUCUUUUACACGUCGCCGGUGCCAUGCACGCACCAAGGCAACGUCCUCCUUUUCUCCUUCCCCAAAUGGAAUGGUACAGCGUUCCUCCCACUGGGAACCUCAUCACCUCACCCACCACUCCCAUUCAGAUACUGCCCGCAUCCUCAUUCUCAUUUAAACAAUUCAAUUCCUGCUCUUCUUUUCAAGAACAGGCUUCAGUAGACUUCUUUUUGACAAAUGUUGGAGUGAGGGAGAGCACAUUUCGCCCGACUCGCCCCUUUCCCAUUGCGACGUCCGGUGGUGUCCGACGGCAGCCGGCGACGGAGAGGUAAGUGGUUUUAAUUUUCCGAUGGUAGAACUUAGGUCUAGGGUUGGGGUUUUUCAUUAGGGUUUUGGAUUUUUCGAUUUGGGGGUUUUUUCCGUCGUUCUUCAUCCUAAUCUCUUCUUCUAUGCCCUAUGGACAUUUUCUGAUUUGGGGGUUUAUGCCGAUUUGGGGGUUUUUGUCGAUUUGGGGGUUUCUCUACUGUUUUUGCCGAUUUGAGUGUGAUUUUUCAUUUUUGUGUAAAUGGAGAAUUUGUUGUAUGCUUGUAUUGUUUUAUUCCUUUAAAUUUAUGUUCAUUAUACCAGAUUUGGGGGUAGAGAUAAAGAGAUUGAAAGGAAAAAAAACAAAUGAUGGAAUAUGUGGAAGUUGAUGAUCUUAGAAACCAAAUGCAGUCCAUGAGGAACCUGUUGCAGGAAAAAGAAAUUGAGCUGGACGACAUGGAUCAACUGCCUCUUAACCAAAGAGCGGAUUGCAAAUGAUGAAUUACAGGAGGCUCGAAAAGAAAUGAUAGUUGGUUUUGAUGAGUUAUUUAGCAAUCGUGCUCAUAUUAGAGUUAGACGAAUGGGUGAGCUUGAUUUGAAGGCCUUCAAAGAGGAAUGCAAGAAAAAGUAUCCUGAGGAUUAUGAAACCAAAGCAGCGGAAAUAGCCUCUUCAUGGGAUGUUUUAUUGCGAGACCCAAGUUGGUUCCCCUUCAAAGUGGUCCAAGAGGGAGACAGUUGUAAGGAAAUCAUAAACGAAGACGACGAAAAGUUAAAAGAGCUGAAAGCCGAAUGGGGUGAAGGCAUAUAUGAAGCCGUGGUGACUGCCCUUAAGGAGCUUAAUGAAUACAAUGCAAGUGGAAGGUAUCCUGUUAAAGAACUUUGGAACUUCAAAGCUGGAAGAAAAGCCAGCUUGAAGGAAGCCGCCCAGCACCUCAUCAAGUCCUACAAGUUGCGUAAGCGCAAGAGAGGAGAGUGCUUAGAACUUUCUUUUAUAGUUGCCAAAAGAUAGGCUCCUGCUCUUUUUGAGCACGAUCUAAAGGGGUUAUGCCUCCCUAUAUCGAUGUUAGUGCAGCUGCAAUUUUCAUUAAUUUUCUUUUACACAGUGUGCUUAUCCAACAUUGCAAAGUUCAUUGUUUGGUUAUUUUGGACCAUGUAUAACUUUAAUUAUGCUCCUUUGAAGACUCAAUGGCAUAAGCAUUCCAUUGU
Nymphaea colorata (pocket water lily) is the source of this 1651-nucleotide messenger RNA. RefSeq names its product factor of DNA methylation 2-like. The record is from RefSeq and is a predicted model, not a curated record. The transcript is spliced from 3 exons. Gene Ontology annotation, biological process: gene silencing by siRNA-directed DNA methylation. The coding region runs from base 969 to 1454 and encodes 161 amino acids. NCBI's taxonomy places the organism in Eukaryota, Viridiplantae, Streptophyta, Magnoliopsida, Nymphaeales, Nymphaeaceae.